ACACGGUAACUUGAUAUAGCGUUUCAAUGUCAACACUACUUGAACGUCGCCGCAUAUGUUAAGUCCAAAGUUUAGAUGUUCGUACGAAAACAAGCUGCAUAAAAAAAUUUCGUCUUGGAAUAGGCAAGAUCGGUGUCCAUCUGUAACCACGUCUUGCCGAGGGAGGGAAGGUACCAGACAGAUCAGCCUCUUGUCCUCCGGGGAGUUCCCUGUGGUACAUUUGCAUAUCUGUUGAUGUGGACGAAAUGUACACAACGCUUCCACACUUGUCAUGCCAUCAGCCCCAGGACAACAUGACAACGGUCACUGAUUCCUGAGCAUCUGCGACACCAACAGGAUCACAUGCAUCGAGUCUGUUGGAUCAUCUGAUCAAGAAGUGACCCUCAAGCGUCACAAGAGGUUGGGAUUUUGCUGAAAUGUCGCUGCGGGUGUGGUGACUUAGGGGAAGAUGUCAGGCCAACGAAAGAGACCGCCAUUAUUGGGAUCCAUCCCGAGGAGCCUGAGCUCACAGAUCGGCAGCAGGAGAGAUGAGCAGGAAGAAGUACAAAAGAGGACCUUCACUAAUUGGAUCAAUUCACAUCUGAUGAAGCAUGAUCCACCCCUGAAGGUGCAGAGUAUCUGUGAUGAGUUCAAGGAUGGAAUCAAACUGUUGGCCCUGCUGGAGGUGCUGUCAGGGGAGAAGCUGCCCUGUGAAAAAGGCAGACACCUCAAACGGCUCCAUCACCUAACUAACAUUCAGACUGCACUGCAGUACCUGGAAGCCAGAAAUAUUAAACUAGUCAAUAUCAACCCAUCAGAUGUUGCAGAUGGAAAGCCAACUAUAGUAUUAGGACUUGUGUGGACCAUCAUUCUACGAUUUCAGAUUGAGGACCUCACAGCAUUGCUGGCCUCUCCUCUCGGCAGCAGUGCCAGUAGUUUGGACAGUGGAAGUGUGACUGGUGCUCCGUCUUACACAAGGCCUGGCAGCCUCACAGGUGAACCACCAGUUAAGAAGAAGGUAGUCAGCCUCAAAGGUGUGGCCGGUGCCAAAAAGGCCCUUCUUAAGUGGGCAAAGAAGGCUGCAGCCAGGCGAGUGAGCACUGCAGGUGUGGAGGUACAGGACUUUGGGAAGAGUUGGAGAGAUGGUAUAGCAUUCAAUGCUCUCAUCCACUCGGUCAAGCCAGAACUGGUUGACAUGGCAGACAUAAAACAGAAAUCUAACUUGGAAAGGUUGGAGCAUGCCUUCACUACGGCAGAAGAAAAACUAGGAAUUCCAAGAAUUUUAGAACCCCAGGAUGUGGAUGUGAGCAAGCCUGAUGAGAAGUCCAUCAUGACAUACGUGGCACAGUUCCUGCAGGCCUACCCUGAUACAGGGGAGGACACACCGCAGGAGCCGUCCCAGGUGGAGCUGCACAUCAGGGAGGAGAAUGAGGAGUACCAGGCUCUGAUGACCUGGAUCUCUCGAGCAGAGAUCAGACUCAAGGACUUCAGCGCCAGCAUCCCUGGUAUCGGUAGAGGGGAUGAGUUUCAGGCUGCUGGAGGGAGACUUAAACAGGAGGAAGUGGAGCAUUUUCAGGCUUUCAAACAGGAUCUGGCAAACAAAGAAAAAACAUACAUUUGGAUUCAGCAACAGUAUGAAGCCAGACUUCUCUUAAUGUUGACAGAGGACAAUAUUACAGAAAUGAUUACCAGGUGGGAAGCAAUAGUGGAGCAGACCCGUCGGUGGCAGUGGAAGAUGGACAGCCGGCUCCCCCAGCCCCUGGGUCACAUCGCCACCUGGCUUCACAAGGGGGAGGACAUGGUCAACAGGACAGCAGCAACCAAGGAUGGGCAUGAGGAGACAGCCAAUGAAAUCCUUCAGAUGAUUCAAGAACAUAAGGCAUACUUCAAGGAUCUAGACAAGUACACCCAAGCAUUCCAAGAUGUCAAAGCAGUAGGGAGGGUGAAAGGGGAGACAAUUCCACAGGAGCAAGUCAAAGACCUGGAUGGCAGGUUCAUUAAACUGGCAUCUGACUCACAACAUAGGUUCAUCCAGCUCCAGUACUUGGAGUACAAGUACCGGCUGCUGGCAUUCCUGGUGAUGGGAGAGACCAAACUCAAGUCUUGGACCAUCAAGUAUGGCAAACAGGAACACGUGGAACAGCUACUCAAGAACUACAUGGAGUUCAUUCACAAGAAGAAGUUCUUUGAGACAUAUGACUCAACCUCAGCCUAUCUACAGAGAGUGGCAGAAGCCUACCUUGCAGAUGAAAUUCCAGCUGAGGAAAAGGAGAGGGUUCGUAAGUUCCUGAGUGACAAGGCUGCCCAGUGGAAGAACUUGUCGGUGGAGAUCAGGAGUGUAAAGACCAUGCUGGAGGAGGUGAUUGACAAGUGGAAGAAGUACAAUGAGUGUGUUCAGCUCCUACAGGACUGGCUGGAGAAGUCUGAAGGCAUGGCCAGCAAGCCUGAUGAUGUCAAGAAGGAGUACUUCCAGGACUUGUUCCAGUGGCAGGACAGACAAUCUCUGCUGAAUGAAACAGGGAACUUUCUAAUUGAGAUCACCAAUGAGUCUGUCUCCCUGGAUAUUCAACAACAGCUACUGCUCAUCAAUGGCAGGUGGAAGGACUUGUUUGACUCCGUCAAAGACCAGGUAAAGGAAGGCGAAGUGAGCAAAAUGAACCGGGAAUAUCAGACGGGAACCAAGCGGCUGACAGACUGGCUGACCAAGGCGGAGAAAGUGCUGAAGAAGCCAGUCCAGGUGACUUAUGUCUCCAUCAAGGAGUAUGUGCAGGACCUAGAGGACAUAAAUGCUGAGAUCCCAGCCCAGGAGAGUGCCAUCAAAGCUCUGUCUAAACUGGGACAGAUUCUGGUGAAGGAGACACCCCCUGACCAGGUCAAGACCAUGUUUGAGGCCCUAAAGGACAUCAAGGACAGAUUUCUCAAGGUGCGAGAGACUGUUCCUGUUGGAAUGAGGUUGUGCACAGAGAUGCAGGAGCCGUUGGAGGCCCUAGAACAUGGAUGCCUGGAGAUCACCCGCUGGCUGGACCAGGCUGAGAAGCUUCUCCUGUCACACAAAGUGGAGGCUAGCUUGGAGCAGCUGGAGGAGAGAAUCAAAUCUCAUCAGCAAUUUUUCAUCAGUCACAAGCAGAUCCGCUCCAAACUUGAGGCCAGAAACAAAGAGCUGAGCAAGGUGCUGAGUCUGUGUUCCGACAACAUGGACAAGUCCAUUGUGGAGAUACGGAUGACGGACAUCAUUACCAGGUUCCAGAACUGCAUGGACAUUGCAUCUGAGUGGGAGAAGAAGCUGAACAGUGUCCUGCUGACAUGGAGGGAUUUCGGCAGGAGGCAGGCAGAUGUGGACAAGAAGCUGAAGGAGGCAGCAGCUAUCCUAGCACAGGAGGGAACCCAGAUAGAUAAACUCAUCACGGGUCAUCUGGAUUUCUUCAAUGCGAUGGAUGAGACCAUCCCAAGAGAGUAUCUGACUGUGGCUGAGAAGCACCUGCAGGAGAUGCCAGAGCCAACUCGCACCCAGCAGCAGAGGAAGAUACAGGACACUCAGGACCGCUGGAAGGAUAUAACAAGAAAGGCGCCCAUCCGCCUUGCCAAGCUGCAGUUCCAGAAGCCAGAGACCAUGUUGAAGAAAAAGCUGACAGAGACAGAGGCAGAGCUGGCGGAAGAGAUCAAGCUGCUCAAUGCAAAACACAGCCCUGAGAAACUGUUGGAUAGACAUAAGAAUUACUUUCACAAGGAGGGCGGAUUCUUCAGCAUCUGUGAAGAGUGCAAAUAUCUAAUGGAAAAUGCCACAAAGAAGAUGAAGGCCAUAAAGAAGGAUGACACCUCCCUUGAGGAUGCCUACACAGAGUAUAAGAUGAGAUAUGGAGAACUUCGAGCUGAGGUGGAGGUCAUCUACAAAAAGAUUCUGGAAAGACUUCAGCAAUGGAGCCAGUACAGGGAAAGAUUGAAAACAUUCAGUCAGUGGCUGGAAAGUGAAGAGAAGUCCCUGAGAGAUUUGUCCAGCACAGUCCCCAGCAAGGAGGAGUUUGAAAUGUAUAAGGCAAAACUGGAGACCCUGAUGAAGUACAAAGAGGCCCAUGCUGGUGAUGUCCAGUGGCUGACAACAACCCUGAAGACCCUGACAGGAGGCAGCCAGGACCCUGAAGCUGUCGGUCAGCAGAAGGAGCUACAGGACCUCGUACAGCGGUACAACAAGCUGGACGGGUCCAUCCAGGGUGCAGGGGAGAGGGUCCAGGAGGCUGAACAGGCCAUGCAACAGGAGGAGCAACUCUUCACCAAUGAUGGAUUAUCCAACAACAUUGAAGCUUAUGAAAGAACAAGCCAAGAUGCCUGUGCAGCAGAGGAGACACUGAAUCCUGAGAAGGAACUUAGUACACCUCCGUCCUCCCUUCCCACUUGUGCCUCACCAACAAUGGAUGAAAUCUCUGAGAGUGACUCAGAGAGCCAAACACCUCCGUCCCCACCUCCGUCCCCACCUCCGUCCACACCUCCGUCCACACCUCCACAACAGACCAGUCCAGGUUCACUGUGCAAGAUCACUUGGGAGGCAAAGGAUCCAAAAAAAUCACAAGCAUCCAAGUUCAGCCAUGAUGUGGGGCUGAUGGGUAUGUCUGGUCCUGGUGUACCCGGUGGAGAGUCAACUGAAACUUCACCACCUCCGGCCCCCUUAGGACCUCGACAAGUGAAAGUUUCUAUCACUGGAGGAAAGCUGAGAAGGUUGCCAGACGGAAGGCUUGUCUUUGAUAUCCCAGCAAUACCUCCCCAAGUACAACACAUGAUGAAGUGUCAACAGGAAAACCGCCUGCUGGAGGAGUUCAAACAGAAGAAGACAGCGGCGCUCCGUGAGAUGGACAACAUCAGGGAGGAUAUAGAGGAGGCUUCCCAGAUGGGGGGACUACAAACUGUAGGAGAAAACGUGCAAUCACUCCAGUCCUUGAAACCUCAGCAGAAGAAGCUGACAUCCCAGCUGGCCAGUCUGGAGUCCAUGUUGUCUCAGAUGUCGGCCAUGCCUGGAGUAGGGGACAAGGCUGCCUGGGACAAGGAAGCAGCAGACCUGAAGCAGAGAUGCGCCACCCUCCAACAGGACCUGCAGGACAACCUCACAGCCAUGGAGAACUUACAGGUGAGGUGGGAGGACUUCUAUGCCAAGUUAGACCGGUUUAACAGCUGGAUUCAGACAUCAGGUGCCAAACUGGCCAAGGUAGAACAAGCCACAGACAGCCCGGAGGUGCUGUUUGAUAAGGCCAAGGGCAUCUGCAGUGAGAUUUUUGACAAGUAUGAAGACCUGGAAGCCCUUGAGAAAGAAGGUCAGAGCUUAAUUCCAGAUGCAACUGAUGCAGAAACACUGGCUGUCAAGACCAAGCUUCAGGAAGCUGGCAAGCAGUGGGAGAUGCUGUGCACCAGGGCCAAGGCUCUCAACACUAAGGUAAAGGAGAAUGUAGGUCACUGGCAGGCCUAUCAGGGCUACCUGCAGCAGCUGCUGCCAUGGCUGGAACAAGCCGAGCGCACGCUCAGACAGCAGCUGCCCAAGUCUGCCUCCAGUGCACAAGCAGAGGAACAUGUCAGGCAGCAGCAGGUGUUCUUCAGAGACCUUGAGGAGCACAGGUCCAUCCUGGAUGCAGCCGUGGCUGAGUCUGAGCAGAUCAUCAGUAAGCCUCACCUGGGGGAGGAGGUGGAGGACGUCCAGAACAGGUUCACACAGGUGGAAGACUUGACCAAUGAGAGAACCACCGAGAUGUCUUCCUCCCGUGAGAAGUGGAAGGAGUAUGAGACUGAUGUCAGCUCCUUCCUGAAGUGGCUGGAGAAGUGUGAGAGCCUGUUGAAGGGUCACGUGGACCCAGCAGACACACAGAAACACCAGGCUUACAUACAGACCAUGAAGACCCUGCAAGAUGAAGUGGGUGCCAUGAAACUCCAGGAUAGUGUGGCAAAUGUGAAACCUUCAUUUAUGGACCUUCUGGAAGCUAACAGCAGUCUGAGGGAAAUCGCCAGUCCACAAGGGGCCAAAGCCCUGCAGACACAGAGAGUGGACCUGGAGAAACGCUUCCAUGCGCUGGAGACGAAUAUCGAGCAGAAGAUUAGGCAGGCUGAAGGGCUGGGGGAGAGAUGGACCCAUCUGUACUCCCGGUUGGACGAGUUUACAGCACUGUUACAUGGCACUGAUAGCAAGCUUACAUCAGCAUCCGAACCACAGGGAGCACCUGAGGAUGAGCUCAAGAGGGCAAAGGCUGUCAGUGCUGCAGUGCAAGAGAUGUCCAAACCUUUAGCUGCUUUGGAGAAAGAAGGUCAAACUCUCCUGAAGGACUCAGACUCCUCCCAUAACUCCACUGUCAAACUGAAGCUAACAAGUGCCAGGAAACAGUGGGAUGAUCUGUGCAGUAAGGUGAAGACAAAGGAGGAGGAGUUGUCAGCAAACCUGGGCCACUGGCAGCAGUAUCGCAAGGCCCUGGAUGAGUUUAUGGCCUGGCUGAAGGAAACAGAAGGCUUGAUGUUGGAGGACCUGGCAAAGUGUAGCUGCUCUGCUGAUGUGCAGGAGUUUGUUGAACAACAUGAGAGAACCACAAGGGACAUUGAAAGCCACAGAAGAUCCCUGACCACAGUGAACCAGUACUCGUCCCGGGUGCAGGGCCAGCCACAGCUGCAAGAGGAGGUGGAGAUGCUGUCCCAGCACUUCGACAGGGUGGUUCGGAUGAGUAAGGAACGGACCAUCCAGUUGGAUGACAUGCAGACUCAGUGGACACAGUAUGAGAGUGAGCUGAAGAGCUUUGAAGAACAGCUGGAUGAGUGGGAGACCACUCUCAGCACAGAGGUCAAUACUGCAGACAUCCAGGGCUUACAAGCAGAGUUGGAUGCUACUACAUCUGUGGUAGAAGAGCUGACUUGGUAUCUUCCAACGUAUGACAAGCUGCUGGGGACCAAUCAGAUGCUGAGAAAGUAUGCAAACACUGAAGGAGCUGCAGCCCUGGAACAACAAAGCUCCAGUAUGCAGGAGAGAUGGGAGAAGCUGGCCAAUGCCAUGUCAGAUCGGCAGACUCACAUCUCGGCCCUGCUGGACAGCCAGAAGCAGCUGGAGCAGGACAUGGGCAGCUUCUCCAGCUGGGUCACAGCCUUCCAGGACGAGCUGGACCAGGCAGGGCACAUCACUGGGGACCAGCUGGGUGCUGCUCAAACAAAAGUCAAGGAACAAAGAGCUGAGCUGGAAGACCAAAAGGAGCUUUAUGAGCGCAUCUCAACCAAGGUUCAAAAGGAGGUUGCGGAACAUCCCAGAGAGAACAAGUUUCUGUCAGACAGACAGUCAGAACUUAGUACACUUUUUGAGUCAGCGGAAGAUGUUAUAGCCAAGAGAGAGGAGACUCUCCCAGCAUUGUCACAUUACAUGGACCGAGCUGCAAUGCUUUCUGCAAGGCUGAAGGAGGUGGAUGCUAUGUCUGCUUCUCAACAGAACCUGACUCCAAAGGAGCUUGAAAAAGUGCAACAUGACAUUGAGGACAUUAAACCACUCCUCGAUGAAUACAAGGUGCAAUCAAACAGACUAGAGUCCUCCCUGCAACAGGCAAAACUAACAGUGACAGAUCCAAAGAGCGGGAAGAAACUAGCAAUAAGGGAAGAAGUGGAACUGUUAUUAUCCUCUCAUGAGAAAUGUAAAUCUGUGGUACAGAAGAAGCAAGAACAGCUGGACCAGGCAGACACCUGCUGGAAGGCCUUCCUGGAGAAGGAGGGGAGGCUGAUGCAGCAGCUGGCAGCUGUGGAGGGGAAGUUAGAGGUGCAUGGUGCAAUGGAACCAACCAACAAAAACAUCAAGGCACAGCUAAAGGGCUGUGAGAAACUUCAAGAGGAGCUGAAAAGUUGCAAUCAAGACUUGACCUCACUGAAGAGCAGAGGUAGUGAGGUGACAUCACUGAACCCCAGGAAGGAUCCGCUUGUACAGGAACACAUACAGAAGAUGUCUGGCAAAACUCAACAUGUCCAGGAGUUGCUGAGCCAGAGGCAGGCAUCCUGCCACAGCCUGUUAGAACUGUUUGCUCAGUACCAGAAGUGCAAGUCAUCAGUGGAUGAGAUGGUGCAGGGGAUCAGUCGCACAACCUCAGGGGGAGCAGGUCUGCUCAGAGAGGAGGAUGUCAGGAGACAACUUCGAAAACUGGAGGAAGCUGAAUCCACCCUGACAAAGCAACAGCCCCUUCUGGAUGACCUGACCACAAAUGGCAAUCUUCUGAUGCGACAACUGAGGGCCACAGAACACUACAAACCUGAGGGUGUGAAGACCAACUUAGAUGCAUCCAUCGAAAGUUGGCUGGACUUAAGCCAAAAUGUCCAGCAGCAGAAGGAGUCCCUGACCACCCAGCUGAAGCUGUGGGAAGAGAUCAAUGCCAGCACGCAGGAGUUUGACCAGUGGUUGGCAGGACCUGUGUCUGAGCUAAGGGCUGAGGUCACCAACUUCAAGGACAGUGGGAGAGUGAAAUCCAAACUGGAGCUGUUCCAGGAUGACCUUAACAACCAUGAGAAACAGUUUGAAACUUUGAAGAAAAAGGUAUCUUCCCUGGAGAGCAUUUGUGGCAGAGAAUCAUCAGAUGUACACAACACACUGGACCACAUCUCAUCAGAGCUAAGUAAGGCUGGGAAACUGGCUUCUGAUGGACAGGCAGUGCUUCAGGACUUCAGUGGACAGCAGGAGGCACUACAGACACGGGUGGAUGAUUUGCUAGCCUGGCUGCAGACAGUGGAAGUUAAACUGUCUAAAUGUGAUGAUGACUCUGGUAGUGAUGCCCACCUCUCAAGCCUCAUCAAACAGUGCAAGGACAUAUCAGCAGAGCUGCAGUCUCGACAAUCUGAUGUUGAGGCCACCAGUGAGAAGCUGAAUGUCAUCUGCAGAAAGUACCAAUCCUCUGAUCUGGAGCCGUUAACACAAGGUGUGUCCAGUGUCAGGACUAAGUACGACUCUGCCUGCUCAUCAGCUGAGAAGGUACAGGGGCAUCUGGAGCACAGCCUGGAUCAGAGGUUUAAUACAACUGUGGAGGAGCUGCACACAUGGCUAAAACCAUACCAGGAUACUGUGGCUGCCUGUACAGAGCCAACAGGGGAACAGGCAGACAUUGAAAACAAACUGCACCAGAUACAGGACAUGUUGUCUAAGGUCAGUGCAGGGGAAACCAAAAUAGCUGCAGCUGAACAACAAGGAAAGUGUCUUUCUGAUGUCCUUCCAUCAGCAACCACAGAUAGCAUCUCUCACCAGCUCACCUCUGUCAGACAGGAAUGGGAAACACUCAUCAGCACUGCAAAACGGUCCAAGGCAUCCCUGGAGGAAGCCGUGGUCCAACAUAAGGACUUUGAAGAGAAACAGCAGAAGUUUGACACAUGGCUAGAGGAAGUUGAAGCUACCGUAAGGACAGAGUUUUCCCUAAAGGCUGAUCUGGCUUUGAAGAAGUCACAACUGCAAAGAUUCCAGCAUAUUCAGCAGAAUGUUGCUGACCAUGCUGCUGCUCUGAGUGGCCUGAAGGAACAGGCACUAGAUUUGGGCAACAAAGACAGCCAUGAAAACAACCUAGCAAGGAAAGUCAGCCUGCUGUCAGGAAGAUAUCAGAGCCUCACUAAAACCGCCAAGGACAUCCUAGGCCAGUGUGGCCAACAGGUGACCCAACAUGAGGAGUACCAUCAGGGCUUACAGGAGGCUCAGGACUGGCUGGAAGAUUCAAAGGGUCAGCUCAAAUCACUGUCCAGCACAUCUGGCUCCAGGGAGCAGAUAGAGAAGAGACUGGCAGAUGUGCAGCUGCUGCUGGCAUCUAAACAGCAGGGUGAGCUGAAGUUGAAUGUAGCUGUAGGGCUUGGGGAGAAAACCAUGGAGAACACAGCACCAGAGGGCAGGAGCAUCAUACAGCAGCAACUGGACUCUCUACAGAAGGACUGGCAGGCAUUUGGCAGUUCUGUUUCUGAGACUAAGGCUAGUCUAGAAAACAGCCUCCUACAGUGGGGCAGUUACCAGGAAAGCCUGGAUGAGCUAACAAAAUGGCUACAACAGACAGAGUCCACCCUAGAUAAAGACCUACCUCUGGUUGCUGACCUUAAGGAGAAGAGAGCUCAACUUAACAAACAGCAGGCCAUUCAUCAGGACAUUGUGACCCACCAGUCUCUGCUGGAGAAGGUGGUGGAGAAGGCUGGCCAGGUCACAUCCGACAGUGAUGUCAGUGACAUCAGGGAACACUAUGCGCAACUGCUCACUAAGGCACAGGAUCGUAUCAGCCACAUGGAAAGUGUAGUGUCAGACCACCAGCAGUACCAGGAAGCCCUGCAGUCCUUCCAAACAUGGUUCAGCCCAGCACAGGAGGAGCUACGUGGGUGUGCUGAGGCAUGCACAGAGAGAGCAGCCACUCAGACCAAGUUGGAGAAACUACAGGAGUUGCAGUCCUAUGUGACCACUGGUAAGUCCAUGGUGGAGCACCUGUCAUCCCUGGGUGACCAGACACUGCUCAACACCUCCCAGCCAGGAGCCAAGCACAUCCAACAGGAGAUCACAACAGCACACAGGGAGGUAGAUGAGUUCUCUGGAGACAUCAGAAAACUCACUACUGACCUGGAGGUCUUGCUGGGAGAAUGGAAAAGAUAUGAGGAAAUGGAAACAGAGCUAACAACAUGGCUGGCAAACAUGGAGUCGAUCCUGAAGGCUGAGCUUCCACUUGUGUCAACUGUACAGGAGAAGAAAGAACAGCUUGCCAAGUACAAGUCUCACCAUGAUGAGGUGAUGAAGAGGAAGGCUGCUCUAGAGGCACUGAGUAAGCAGGCUACAGUGGUGAUGGGACACCAGGCAGCAAAUGUCAGCUUGGGGUCACAGGUCACCAGCAUCACUUCACACUUCCAGUCUGUGGCCAUCAUCAGCAAGGAUCUGGUGAAAAAGCUGGACCAGACAGUGACAGAUCAUGAACAGCUUGAUGUCUCUGUUAAGUCCACCACACACUGGAUCAGCCAGCUGAGUCAGGAGAUACAACGCUGUAAAUCAAACACCACGCAACCGCUGGAGACCAGGAUCAAAACUCUCAAGGAUCUGGGGACCACAGUCCAAGAUGGGAAGUCCAAACUGAAGGCAGCCUCGGACAAGACAGAGAAAGUCCUGACCACUACAGCAGCCCAUGGGCGCACGAUCAUCACCAAGGAAGUGGAGAGGCUGAAGAAAGAGUACAAGCAACUUGAUACCUCCCUUCAGGAACUACAGACUUCAGUUGACUCAGAUGUCCAUCAGCAGCAGGAGCAUGUCGAGGCUGUGGAGACCUUCUCCACCUGGCUGAAGGACUUGGAGUCCAAACUGUCAGCUGAUGUGGAGGUGGGGGCAGGCCUGGGGGAGAAGAAAUCACAGCUAGAGAAGUACCAGGCCCUCCACUCAGAGGUCCUGCAGAAGAAGUUGACCCUGGAUGACCUGAAGCAGCAGGCAGCACAGCUGAGGGAGCGAGGAGGACAGGAGUCAGCCAGCCUGGGCCAGCUGGAGAGGAGGUUCACCAUCAUCAUCACCAGGCUGGAGGAGAUCAUCACCAUGUUUGUUAAAGUCACCACCACACACACUGAGUAUCAGGGCAAGGUACAAGAGGCAGAGAAGUGGCUGAUGCUGAUGUCUAACAAGGUGAUGUCUGAAGGCAGCAGCCAGUCGGCCAACCUGGAGAGUGCACAGCAGGAGCAGGAGCAGCACAAGGCUGUAAUGCAGGAGGUAGAGGCUUUCCAGUCUAACAUAGACAGCAUCAGAGACACCGGCAAACAGCUUACCUCACCUAAGAUCCCCAUGGCUGAUGUAGCCAGGGCCAAACUCAAGAAAAAGGUGUCCUCCCAGGUGGACACCCUCCAGUCCAGCUAUGGUUCUGUGAAGGCUACAGGCCAACAGGUGCAGCAACAGCUACAGGCUGCUGUUCUGAAACAGGAGCAGCUGCAGGAGUCUUUUCAGGCUGCUGAUGAGUGGCUGAAGGAAGCUACAACCACUGUUCAAGGGGAGGAGCCAGGCCAUGCCUCUAGUCUGGAAGAGGCUCAGAAGAUACUUCGGGAACAAAAGGUCAUGCUUGAGAAGACAAAGGCAACAGAAUCCUCCAUAUCUGCCAUGUCAGAUGACACUGGUGAUUACACAGAUGGCAGCACCCCUCUACAGACCAGGCUGGAAGAAGUAACAGAACAGCUGCAGCACAGAGUUACAGUAGCUUCAGACCUAGUGACUGAGUGGGAGGGUCUGGAGAAGACCAAGGGCAAGCUGCAGUCCUUCCUACAGGAGGCAGAGAAAAACCUGUCCCAGCUGAAGGGGAAACCAGCUGAACUCAGCAUCAAUAGAGCAAAAUCACAGUCAAGUCAAAUACAGGAGCUGGCAGAAGAGGUGAAGUCAAAGGAGACCUUUUUGAAAGCUCUUGAACAAAAAUUCAUCAGUCUCUCAGGAGACAGUCCUGAGGCAAAAGACCCAGUGAUUUCAGAACUACGAGAACAAUUGGAGCAACUGUGUACCAACACAGCUGCCCUCCAGGCUCAGAGAGAAGGGGAGCUGAAGGCAGCAGAGGAGUACCAGGAUGCUCGUGAACAGCUGAGCUCCCAGCUGGAGCAGUACCAGGUCAUCCUGGGUCAGCUGGACCAGGACAGGGACAGCACCACACCUGUCAGGCUGGACAAGGCCAAGCAUCUGGUGGCAGACCUAGAGCACCAUAAAGUUACCAUUGAGGAGCUGAGAACCCAGGGGAAGGGCAUGCAGGCAGCACUCACAGUCAGUGAUCAAAAACUACUGCAAGACCACGUCAGCAUUCUGGAAGAGCACCUUGGCCGGCUGCUGAAGGUUGCCCAAUCCCAGCAGUCCCAGCUACAGACAGCCUUGGAACACUUCAGCGGUGCCCAGUUCCAGACUGCAGGCACCCAGACAUGGCUGCAGACCAUGCAGGGGAGGGUCACAGCACCAGUCAUGCUCAAACUGGAUGUACAGGAAGCUCAAAAACAGCUGGAGCAGUACUCUGACCUAUGUAGGGAGAUAGAGGAAAGAAAGGACAGCCUGACCUCCAUGCAGACCUUUGUGGAAGAAUUACUGCCCAAUCUGGGCAAGACAGAGAGACAAGAUCUAGAGGGCAAACUGCAGAGUAUCCAGCAGCAGUACACUCAGUUGGAGAAGGAUGCCAAGGGGCGGCGACAGGCUCUGGGAAGAGGUGUUUCCGAGCGGCGGGACCUCCUGUCCGAGCUGGAGCAGUGCCAGACAUGGCUGGAACAGACGGGCAGGAAGGUGCAGACCCUGGUGGAGGAGCCCGUCGCCUUACAGCCCCACGGUGUGCAGAAGCAGAUCAACUCCUGCAAGGCCUUACAGAACAUAGUCUCCUCGUAUCAGCCCAACAUAGCAGAGGUCAACAGCAAAGCACAAAAUCUGCUGGGUGACCUUGAUGAGGAUGACAAGGUCAAGCUGGACAGUGCACUUGAAGGUCUGCAGGAAGGAAAUGAUAACCUUCAGGACCAGCUGACCACAUGUCUGGUCAGACUGGAGAGUGCCCUACAGGACAGGGAGACCUUCCAGGCUGACCUGGACAGCUGUAGUCAGUGGUUGAAACAAGCAGACAUUGCGACCUUCCCAGAGGUCAAACUUGAUGCCGCUUUGCAGGAAUUGGAAGCCCAGCUAGAUAAACACCAGCAUAUCAGCAAGGAGGCCGGCAUGUAUGAUGAGAUGCUGAACCGUCUACAACAGCAAGGUGGCGCUCUGCAGGCUCAGCUCAACCCCCAAGAUGCAACCAUCCUCAGGGAGAAGCUGGUGGCUGUGGAGCAGCAGUUUAAGCGAGUCUCAUCCAAAGCUGCUGAGAAGGUGUCCAAGCUCGAGGGUGCACUGGAGGCACGGAGGGACCAUGAGUCCCAACUGGAACAGUGCUCACAGGACCUCAAGUCUCUCCAGGCUCAACUGGACAAGAUUAACACACCUGUUCCUCUCUCCUCCACUGAUGCAGCAAGCCUGCUGAACAAGCACAGGGUUAUUGAGCAAAGUGUAUGUGCUUCACAGAAAGUUCUUGAUUACAAGACUAAGGAGCUGCAAGAGAAACUUGCCUCACUUCAGCCUGGUGUUGAAGAUAUCACCAAAGCAAAGGAAGCUCUGCAGACCAGUGGCCAUGCUGUCUCUUCAGAAGAGGUGGCCAGGCUGAACAAGGAAGUUCAGAAGCUUGGCCAGAAACUCCAGCAGAGAUGUACACGGCUAGAAGAGGCAGUGGCAGCCAGAAAGCUGUACGAGGGGGGGAUUGGGGAGGUGGAGGAGUCUCUACAGCACUGUCAAGAAGCCAUUUCCAAUUUGGACCAGCCUGGUACCAGCCUUGGGAAGAGGGUCGAGGUGGGCCAGAAUCUGUCUGCAACUGUCCAGAGGAGCCUGGCUGCCCUGAGUCCCCUCAGCACACGUGGGGAGGAGAUAGGUGCCGAGGGUACAGACACAGACAGGGACACCGUCACAACACAGCUGGCUGUACUCAAGAGGGAACUCCAGAAACUACAAUUGGCUGUUCAAGAGAAACAACAGGAGUGUGAGCAGAGACUAGUUGAGCAGCAGGACUUCCAAGGAGAGAUAGACAAGAGCCUAGACUGGCUGUGGAAGACAAGAGUUGAAGUCACCAGGCCAGAACCCCUCUUGUUGGACAUGCAGUAUGUCCAGGAGCAGCUCAAGAUUUGUCAACUCUCCCAGGAAGAAGUGUCCUCACAGAUGAGAAUGAUCUAUGCACUAAGUGAUAAAGAAAAAUCCAAACUGGAGGCCCUCGAUGAGCAGAUGCCAGCCAUCAUGGCAGACAAGCUGGCUCAGGUCAGGCAGCUGGAGACAGAGCUGAACACAGAACUGGCUGAAAAACAGGUUAAACUGGAGUCUGAGGUGGAGUUACGGCAGAAGUACCAUGAAGCCACCCAGAGCCUGACAGCCUGGUUAGAAGCUGCAGAGUACAGGCUUCACACUGGGGAGGAUGGAGUGGACUUUACACAGGCACAGGAGGAGCUGCAACAACACAAGGAUUUCUUUGCUGACACCACCGCCCACCAAGACCAGCUGACUGAGAUGCAGGACCUGGCCAAACAGAUGAUGCCCAUGUUACAGGAGGACUCCAUGCAGGAGGUGCUCCGGUCCCUGCAGGCCAUGCAGAGCAGACUCACUGCUGCAGAGGAAGGGGCCAAGAAUAGGGACAGGAUCUUAAGUAGGGCAUCGGAAAAGUGGCAGGAGUUCCAGCAAACGUUGGAAGAGGUGUCUGAGCUGGAGGAGCAGACAGAGGAGAAGUGCCAUGCUGUGGACACCAGUAUGCCCACCAGUCUACAGGCUGCACAGGACAGGCUACAGGAACACCAGGCUGCAGUAUCCACCUUCCCAAGCUGUGCUGUGCAGUUAUCAGCCCUGCAGGACAAGGCCAGGCAGCUAGAGGGCGAGGCAGACUACAGAACCAAGACUGCCAUCAGCAGGGCACUCGGUCAGCUCAAUGAAAGGUGGGCAUCCCUCCAGCGUGCAGCUACAGAGCAGCAGGUGAUUCUGGAUGAGAACCGUGCUCAGUGGCAGGUUCACCAGGAACAGGUGGAUGCCAUCAGCUCCAGCCUGCAGCAGCUGCAGGACGGCCUUCCUCAGGACCAGGUGGAGACAGCAGGCAUGGAGCUACUUAAAGCCAGGGCACAGGACACUAAGUCCCUAUGUGAAGAUCUUGAAACAGUGGACUCAUCCCUCAUGGAGGCAGGCCAAGCUGCACAGGCCAUUAUCAGUAAACUUGACCCUGAGAGCGAUGCAGCUCAGGCUGUCAGUCAGGAGGUUCGGCAGCUGCAGCACAGACUUAGCAGCCUAACCCAGCAGACCCUGCAGUACCAGCAAGCUGUACAGGAGGAGCUGUCAGACAGAGAACAGCUCCAGGGAGAGUUGGGAGAGACCAUCUCCUGGAUACAGGGUGCCAGGUUAGAGCUGGCAGAAGUGGAGGGGCUUGGACCUUCAGCUGGAGAAGUACAGGGCAAGCUGGACAGACAAGCGGAACUGAAGAGCCAGCUGACAUCCCGACUACAGGAGGUGAAACAGCUGAUUGGCCAGAAGAAGGAGAAGUACAAGGAGGGUGACCUGCCACCGGAGAUGUCCCAGCAGAUACAGGAGCUGACACUGGCUGAGGAGGAGGUUGAGGAAGAGCUCGCCCGGAGCAGUGAACAUCUGGAGAUGGCCAAGGCUGUCCGUGAGGAGUUCCAGCAGGACAUGAAGGAAGUCAAGUCUUCUCUGGUGGAGCUGGAGAAGCAAGUCAGCCAGCCUAUCAUGGACAUCAACAAGGACAAGGAGGGUCACCAGGAAAUGUGCACUGCACUGGAACAGCUACGCGAGAGACUUGACUCACUAAAUGAGAGAGCCAAACAUCUGUCAGAUGACACCAACGAUCCUCAGGAGAAAGAAAGACUGUCAAGCAUCAUUGGCCCCCUGAAUGAACAUUUCUCAAGUUUGGAGGCUAAGUCCAAGUCAAAGAAAGGGAACCUGGACGAGGCAGCUGACCUGCUGGCAGAGUUUGAGGAAGCUGAGAAGCAGGUCAGUGAAUGGCUGGAGAAAGGGGAGGAGCUGGUCAGACCUGGCAUCACCUUGGACAGCUAUGACAAGGUGUGCCAGCAACAGCAAGAGCACAAGGAUAUCCUUGAUCAGGGAGAGGAAAGCCAGCCCCAUGUACAGAUAAUGCGAGAGAAGAUGCACCAGCUGAGCCAGCUGUGUAACGUGUCUCCCCUCCUGCCGCGGCUGUCAGAUGUCAGCGACAGGACCAGUCAGGUCAAGGUCGCAGCUAACCAGAACCUCAAGCAGCUGACAGAAGCCACAGAUGAAGUCCAAGACUUUGAAGCAGCAGUUGAGCAGCUCCAGGCUAAGAUGGAGGAGUCCCAGGCUAAGUUGGCCUCUCCAGAGUUUCAGCAGCUUCCUCUCAAGGAGAGAUUAGCAGCACAGGAGGCACUCCUAAAGGACAUUGAGGCCCACCGUGCUGAGAUGUCAGUCCUGCUGGAGAGGAGGCAGAGACUGAAGGUGCAGGCUGCAGACAUGCCGGCGUGUCAGAAUGCACAGACCCUACAGGGGGAGGUGGCAAUCCUGCACUAUGCCGCUGUCAGACAGAACCAAGCCAUCAAGGAGGCUGUGAGCCAGGAGCUGCAUCAUGAGGCACAGGUACAGCAGCUGACGGGUGCCAUAGAGGAGGCCCAGAAGCAGAUGGAAGAAAUGGCCCCUGCAGGGGCAACUGUAGAAGACCUGAAGAAGCACAUUGCACAGAACCAGGCUCUAGUUGCCCAGGUAAGGAGCUACCAGAACCAGCUGGCCAGUUUGAUUGAACGUCGACAGCAACUGGCCAUACAAGGACCCCUGCAGGACAAGGACAUGUCCAUUGAUGUGCUGAUAAACAGGGUCAGGUCGGGGUCAAUAGCCAGCGAAGACAGGAGCUCAACUCAGACUCUCCACUGCCAAGCUGCCUUUCCUCUCUCCUUGUCCUUUGAGCCUGAGGAGAGAGGAAAGGACAGUGGGAUGAGCAGUGGUGCGAGUGUGACGUCCUCCCCCAUGCCACAGGUCAGGCAGCCGCACACCUGGGACCAGGCCAGGCAUGACAUGCUGCUGGGCAGGAGGCUACAGGCAUACGGUCUGCCGGGUGAACUUGCCCCUGGCUCCCUGCCCAGCACUGCCGCGUCAGUCACGUCUUCACAGAGCGACCUGACAGUGCAAGAGUUGGACCAAUCAGGUGCCGAGUACAUGAUGUCCCUUCCAGUUGAGUUCGGGUCAGAAACUGCCCUCAGUACUGGGGAUCCUGAGCUGGAUCAGCUCAACAAAUCCUGGAGCAGUCUACAUGAACAGGUUUCCUCCCGAGAGCAGCAGCUUCUACAGGCCCUUCAGCACCAGGAGGAGUACCAACAGGCCGUGUCAGAGGUCACCACCGCUGUGGACACCACGCAGACACAGCUGGACGCUGUACUGGUGGACGGGGAGGACUUAGAGAACCAGCUGAUAGAUGUUCAGUUUGUCCUGGCUGAGUUGUCCCAGCUGAGGGAAGGAGUGAAGAAGGUUGAGGAGAGGGGUCAGCAGGCAGCCCAGUCCACACAGUCAACAGAGAUGGAGGGGAAUGUCCAGGUCACGACCUCUGACCUUAACCUCAGACUAGCUUCUCUGAAAGACCAAGCCACUGCCAAGCAAAAGGAAAUAGAGGAGAGACUUGAGCAGCAGCGAGCCCACCAGGAGGCCCUGUCAGCCUACCAGGCUGAGAUGCAGGCGCUCCACACCUGGGUCACUGGUGCACGGGUUCAGUCUUCCAUUGACUUCAUCACUGCUAGUGACAGGGAAGCUCUCGAUGAGCAGCUGGAAGAAAACAAGCGCCUGCAAUCAGAUCUGGAGGACCGUCUUAUUCGGCUUCCUGAGCUCCAGGACCGCUGCAGUGAUCUAGUAGAGAAGGAGCCGCCUGCACAGGCGGAGCUGAUGUUCUCACAGCUCAACAACCUACAGAGAGACAUGGCUGAUCUACAGGAGGCCCUCACCAAAAGGGAAGACAACAUCAGUGAGGCUGCUGAGGCCUGUGAGCAGAGGGAGAAAGAACUGGAGGAAUACCAGUCGCGCGUUAAGAAGAUGCAGAGUUGGAUAGCCAACAGCAAGGGUGCCGCAGCAGGGGAGGAGGGAGUCAGCAUCUCUGUUACCGCAGCAACCCCAGACUCCCCAUCAGAAAUCUCCCCAGAACAAAUGUUUGCUGUGGCCCAGACCUCUGCUGACCAGGACAUGACAGACACACCUAUGGAGAUUAGCAGUGACCAUGACAAGCCUGUUGAUGAAGCAGGUGUCGCAGGUGCAGAAGGAGGUGCGAGGCCAACAUCUCCAGGGUCUAAAAGAGCUCCACCCGCACUUCCAUCAAUCCCAGAGCACCAUUCUGCCUUGAUGAGACAGAAGGGCGCACUGGAUGAGGGCAGCCCCACUUAUGAGGAAAAACAGAAAGCACUAGAUGAGGAGCUGGCCCAGCACAAACACCUGCUGAAGUCCAUUGCAAAGAAAGGGGAGAGAAUCCUCCGACAGCGGUCCUCCACAGAGAGCGACAUGGGAUCCAGCAAUGGCAGUGAGACCGACAUGGCGGAUCUAAGGCAGCGGUGGGAGGAGCUGUCUCAGGAGAUCGGGGAGAGGAAACAGCAGCUGCAGCUGGCUCUCCAGCAGAACAGACCACCACCUCAGCUGCAGAGAAAGCUGUCCAUGAGCCAGUUCCGCCCACCCUCCUUUGACAGUCCUGGACAGGGGGAAUCCAACAUGGGGGAGCUGAAGAACACCCUGGAUGACCUGCACAAGUGUUGGGAGAACAUGCAGUCAGAGAUGACAGAUAGUCAGUCUCGUCUGGAGGAAGCUAUUGACUUCCAGCAGAAGUACCAGGAUGCCCUCGAAGACGUGUCAGGCUGGCUGGACAACAUUGAACUCAAGCUCUUCACCUCAGACUGGUCCAAGGACUCAGAGGCUCAACUGGCACAGAACGAGUCCCUGCGGAAGGAGAUCGGUGCGUUCCAGGACCAGGUGUAUGUGAUGAACCGAGCCUGUCAGCAGCUGAUGGUGGAGGCGGACAGCAGGAACAGGCAGGUGGUACAGCAGACGCUGUCUGACCUGAAGGACAGGCUCCACACACUGGAGGGACAGGCUCUGCAGAAGGAACAAGAACUCAUUGAGAAGAACUCACAAUGGAAGGACUUUCAGAUGGAGAUCAACUCUCUCUACACAUGGAUAACAGAGACCAAGUCAGACAUUCUAAAUGAUGAUGAUGACUCUGAAUACACCAUCCAGGACAAGUUGGCCCACCUUCAGGACAUUGAGGAUGACAUCAGUGACCAUGAGGACCAGGUGUCCUCCAUCCUGGAGCGCGGCAGGGAGAUGGGUGAUGAUGAUCCACGUGCUCCUGUCACCAUGGAAACAACCAUGCUGCAGAGCAACUGGGAUGAACUUCUGAGAAUCGUCAACAGGAGAAAGAAUGACCUUGGUAAGGCAGCCACCGCACUGCAGCAGUAUGAGAAGCUCCUACAAGACUACUCGGACUUUAUUGAGACAGCUGAGGAGAAACUAAACACCGGGAUGCUGACAGUGACGGGGCUGGACGAGCUGAAACAUCACCUGGAGAAGCACAGUGAGUUCUUCCUGGGGCUGGAUGCACAGAAGGUCCUGGUGGACUCACUGCUGCAGAAGCUGGACCCAUCAACAAGGGAGCAGUACAUAGAACAGCACACUGGCCUGAACCACAGGGCAGCCAACGCGCUGGACAGGGCUCAAAGACUGUCUCAGGACCUGGAUACAGUAGCGCAGACCUGGGACAGGUUUGAGGAGGAGUUUGAGCUGCAGAGUGAGUGGCUACAGGAGACAGAGGCACAGAUCCCUGUGGAGGACAUGUCAGAAGAUGUGGUGCAGAAGCUGCAGGAUAGAGUCACUCUGUAUCAGAUCAUUGUGACCGCCCUGAAGGACCAUCAGCCUGUAGUGCAGCGGAUGUUGGACAUGGGCAACUCUGUGCUCCAGUCUGUGUACUGCCCUUCCCUGGAGGCCAAACUGUCUCAGUUUGAGGACAGGUGGACAGCAGCAAAGACAAAGACUUCACAGGAGCUGUCCAAACUUGAGCAGCUGUACAACCAGUGGAGGACAUUUGACAAGGAUUCCUCCAAGCUGAUUGACUGGUUGGGAGGGGCAGUGGACAAACUCAACAAGUUUGCUGAGCAGGAACCUCGUGGCAUUGACAGAGCCAUGGAUGAUUUCACUGAAUUUAGAAAGGAGGUGGACCUCCACCAGCCUCUGAAGGAGUCAUCCACAGCCCUGGGUCACCAGCUGAUCCUACUGAAGAGCCAGCAGGCAGAGACUGUGCAGGACAGGCUGAAGAUUAUUGAGACCAACUGGACACAGCUGAUGGGGAAGAUCCCAGCUAUUGAGAAGCAGCUCCACAGGACUCAGAUGGAGAUGUUACCAUCCAGACAGGCCCUUGCUGAGGUCCUGUUGUGGAUGGACCGACUGGAGGCAGCACUGCAGGACACUCAUGAGGAGGACAUGGCAACAGUGGCCGAGCUGCAGGCAGUGCUGCAAAAAUACAAGGGCUACAAGAUUGACAUGUCAGCCAAGCAGCUGACAGUUGACUUCAUCAACCAGUCGGUGAUGCAGAGUUCCCAAGGUCCUGAGGACGAGGACUUCCUGGUCAAACACGAGGCCAUGAACAACAGAUGGGAGGAACUGAACAACCUGCUCCAGGCCAGGGUGGACAGGACAGAGGCCUUACUGAGCCAUGCUAUGGAGUUUGAGGGCCGUCUGAGUGAGUUGAAGUCCUGGCUUCAGGAACAGGAAGCCCAGCUCAAACGUCACCAGAAGAGAAGCUCUGAGGUAGAGGUGCAACAUGCACUGGCAUUCUGUCAGGAUCUUGACAGUGAGCUGAAGAAAAAGGACACAGAAAUAACAGAGCUGCAGAAGACAGUACAUCAGCAGGUCCAGGGGAAGAACAACCCUGCAGCAGCAGCUGUCCAGCACGAUGUGGAGACAGUCAGACAAGGUUGGACCAACCUACACCAACAGGUGUCAGAGUUGCAGCUGUCCCUGUCCGCCCUGGCCGACCAGUGGAAACAGUACUACCAUGUGCAGCAGACAAUCACCCAGCAUCUGGGCAGUACAGAGUACACACUAGGGCGCUUCAAACCUGGCUUUGGAGAUCUAGAGACUCUCAAGAAGAAGGCUGAGGAACUCAAGGCUGACACAAAGGAGCUUCAGGAGGAGUUCAUGGCCAAAGAGGACAACCUGGUUGUCCAUGGGGAGCUGGCUGCCCAGCUGAUGCAGGAGUCUGACCCUGGAGUCAAGGACAGGCUGCAACGAGAGGUGGACCAGCUCAAAGCAAGAGAUACGGAGUGUCUGAAGGCCAUGGAGAACCGCCUGAUUGAGUAUGACCAGAUUGUGGAGCUGUGGCAGCAGUACCAAGACCAGUACAGCAGUGCCAAGGACUGGGUCAUCAUCAGGGAGAGAACCUUCCAAGACCUGCUCAAGACAGAACAGAAGGAGAACAGGUCUCUCAGGGAGGAGUAUGAGGAGCUAUUGUCUGAGCUGGAACAGUACAGCUCGGAGCUGGUGGGUCUGGGCAGCCUGUGUGAACAGCUGUGUGCCCAUGUGGAGAACCCAGCCUCUGCACAUCUCCACUCCCAGUGUAAGGCACUGGUGCAGAGACUGGACUCCCUCAAGCAACAGGUCAUCAAGAAGCUGGAGGUCGCAAAGACUAAAGCUGCAGACUCCCAGCGGUUUGAAGGGGAGGUGGGGAGCCUGCAGAAGCUGCUGCAGGAGGCAGAAGAAGUGCUGCAGUCAGACGACCCCAACAAGUCAGCCGAUGAGACAACUGUCAGAGACAGGAUGGACCAGAUCAAGACCCAGAUGCUGAAAUUCAACAACUACUCAGGGCAGCUGGAGGAUCUGAACAGUCUUGGCUACAGGCUGGCCCUGGGGGAGGACGAGGCUAAAAGCCUGCGAGAUCUGAACCAGCGCUGGUACAACAUGUCAACUCUCAUGUCAGACAAGUACAGGACCAUGCAGGGCAUCAUGCUAGAUAAGCAGAACUUUGCCCAGAAGUGUGAGACAUGGAUGCUGUUCCUGGCCCAGACAGAGAAGGACCUGGCUGUGGACAUAGCUGGCAACUAUGAAGGCCUGUUAGAGCAGCAGAAGGCUUAUGAGAUUUUCCAAGCCGAUCUGUUCAGCCGUCAGCAGAUUCUGCACUCCAUCGUGUCGGACGGCCAGCGCAUCAUGCCGGAGGAGGUCCUGGAGGACCCUGAGGAGGACCUGCAGCAGCGCCUCACCCUGCUGAGGGACCAAUGGCAGAACGUCCUCAGGAGUUCUGACGAGAGGAAACAGGUCAUCGACUAUCGCAUCCAGCAGUGGCAGCUCUACAAGUCCUUGAGGACCAAGGUCCUGCCCUGGAUGGUGGAGAUGAAACAUGAGAUAGCACAGUAUGAGUUCUCUUCACUCUCCCUGGAGAGAGUCAGGGCCAUGUUGGAAGAUGUGGAGGCAUCCCUGAAGAAGGUUACAGCUCAGGAGCCAACCUACCUCUCCCUGGUGCAGACAGCUGAAGAACUGAUGCAGGUCUCAGACAAACAGGUAGAGGGAGCUCUUGAAAGGGAGCUGACUGAUAUCCAGAAGGAGUGGAAUGACAUCAGUGAUUCACUGGACCACAAAAGACACCAACUGGAGUCAUUACUUCAGUCCUGGAGCGACUGUGAGGAUGACAUUGAGGGGUGCCUAGCCUGGCUGAGAGACAUCAAACGUCUCCUGACUCAAGAUGUGCCAUCCAAUCACGAUGAGCUGCAGAGAGAGAUGCAUAUCUGCAAGAGUCAAGAAGCUGAAAGAAACUUUGACAGCUGUCCAACAGUUAGAAAACAACAUGAACAGCCUUCGGAGCUGGUUAUCAGAGAUCGAGCAGGUGUUGUCCCAUCCUGUGGUGUAUGAGAGCUGUGACGCCACAGAGAUACAGAGGAAACUUCAGGAACAACAGGAGCUUCAGAAGGACAUAGAGAAACAUAGCACAGGUGUUGCCUCUGUGUUAAACCUGUGUGAGGUGCUACUGCAUGACUGUGAUGCCUGUGCCACUGAUGCUGAGUGUGAGUCCAUCCAGCUAGCCACACGCACACUGGACAGGCGGUGGAGAAACAUCUGUGCUCUGUCCAUGGAGAGAAGACUCAGAAUUGAGGAGACCUGGAGGCUAUGGCAGAAGUUCCAGGAAGACUACCAGAGGUUUGAACACUGGCUGCAGGAGAGCGAGAGGACUGCAGCCUACCCCAACUCUGGACAUGUCACCUGUACAGUCAUGAAAGAGGAGGUCAAGAAAUACGAAGCAUUCCAAAGAAAAAUCCAUGAGGGCCUGACUCAACUGGAACUUCUGAACAAGCAGUACCGGCGGUUAGCCAGGGAGAGUAGAACAGACACAUCCAACAAGCUGAAGGGCAUGGUACAUGAUGCCAACCAUAGAUGGGACUCUCUGUCCAAGAGAGUCAACUGUAUCCUCAGAAGGUUGAAGCAUGCCCUUGGUCUGCGGGAGGAGUUUGAGACCACUCGGGAAAGCCUGCUGGUGUGGCUAACAGAGAUGGACCUUCAGCUCACCAACAUGGAGCACUUCUCAGACUGUGACGUGGCUGCCAAAAUCAAACAGAUGAAGGCAUUCCAGCAGGAGAUUGACCUCCUGUCCAGUAAGCUGGAGUACCUGGACACGCUGGGUCUGCACCUGAUGCAGAAGUGUGAGGGGGAGGACGCUGUGGUCAUUCAGGAUGAACUGGACGACUUCCACAGGUUCUGUGGGGAGGUCUUCAACAGGGUGUACAAGUACCACACCAGGCUCACCAAACUCAAGGCCGAGCAUCCAGACAUUGAGAUGGAAGAAAUUGAGGCCUCUGGUGGGCUGGAAACCUACAAAUUAGACAGUGGGAUCCCCUCAGAAAGACUAACACCUCACUCAGGGCCGGGGACACCCCGAGCUAACAGGUCCUCUGGCCGGGGCACCCCUGCCAGUGUGGAGUCCCUGGACUGGGACAUGUAUGGCCUGGAGAAGCUGCCCAGUGGCUCUGCUGACAACUCCCUCCCAGCCAGUCAGGAUGCUGUAGAGAAUGGCUUACAUGAGUCUGUUAGAGAAGGUGAAGCCAGACAUAAACACAUGGAGCAGCAGUUGCUGAACCUGGCCCGGUUAUUGGAGAGUGCUCACGAUAAACUUGGCAACACUGAGGCCAUGAUGAACUGUGCCAUCCCUAUGGGACCAGAUGUCCAGGACACAUACCAUGACUAUGUUAAGCUUCUGUCCGCCUGCCAGUCCUGUAUAGAGAACAUCAGACACAUCCGAGACUACCUAACAGAAAACCCUCACCUGUCUCGUGGAGCCACCAGUGACCAGCAGCUAGCAGGUGUUCUGGACAGGUGGGACUCCAUGAAACAGGCUGCCAUGCAGAAGCAGACAAAACUCAAACAGGCCUGUCAGCAGUGGAACCAGUUUCAGUCGGACCUGAACAACAUCAUGUUGUGGUUGAACGAAGCUGAGGCGCUGCUCAGGGAACAGGAACAAGUGGCUGGAGACAUCCACUCCCUGGAGAUACAGAUCAAGACACACAGGGAGUUCCUGGCCGCAUUGGAUCUCAGGAAAGCCAUUGUCAUGUCUAUCAACCUGUGCAGCCCUCAGUUCGUUCAGGGAGACUCUGAGCAUGCUCAGAAACUCCGGGACAGACUGACACUGAUGAACCACCGCUGGGAGGCUGUGUGCAAUCAUGCCGUGGAGUGGCAGAGGGCGCUACAAGUAGCACUGGUGCAAUGUGCAGAAGUCCAGAACACAGUAGCAGACCUGUUUGCCUGGCUGGAUGAUGUGGAGAGAAGGAAGAACAGGAUAGAUCCAAUUGAGCUGGAUGCAUCACAGGCAACACUCAGGAAACAGUAUAGGGCACUUCUGAGACUAAAACAGGAGCUCCAGGAUAACCAGCCCCGUGUGGCCGGCCUGAAGAGCACAGCAGACCAGCUCCUGGAGACUGCAGACAGCCAGGGCAGCCUGGAGAUCAAGUCUAACCUGCACAUCAUCGACAACAGACUCCGUCUGCUGCUGGAGGUCAUCUCUGCAGACCUGAAGCAGAUAGAGGGGCUCGUAGAUGUUUCUGCAGUCAGUUUGACUCCAGAGAAAACUGUCACAUUCAAGCUGGACCAAUCAGCAGGCUCCUCCCCUGCGUCCUCCCCAGAUGUGGAUGAAGAUGAGGACAGACACGGCUUCUACGGUGCAGCAGCUGCUGUGGGGAUCCUGGCGGAGAUGGACAACACUUACAACGAGGAUGAGGAUGAUGACAGACACGGGUUCUACGGAGCAGCAGCGGCUGCAGGGAUGAUUGCUGAGACAGACAGCGGUCUGUUUGGGGUGGUGACUGGGGAGGGGCAGGUGGAGCUGGAGGGUGCUGAUGCUGGGAUGCUGGCCAGGCCUGGCAGGACAAGCACACCCAUCUCCUCUGACAAGGACUCUUCCUCUGAGGUGGUGGAAGAUGUCUUAGACUCAGACAGUUCUGGUGAAGAAGAUGCUGCCUACAUGUGUGUUGAUGAUGAUGAGGAUGUUGAGCAGCGCCCAGGCUUCCUGAGGAGGGUGUUCCGUAAGGCCGUUCCCCUACAGAUCCUGAUGCUGCUGCUUGUGGGGACAGCCUGUCUGGUGCCGCUGUGUGAGGAGGACUAUAACUGUGUGGUGGCACGCUGGGGGAUGAGCCUACAUCCCGUGCUCAGAUACGUCAAUGGCCCUCCACCAAUGUAAUGCUGACAUCUUUCCUGUCAAAAUGUUGCAGGGACAAUUCUGCAGUUGGAACAUUUUGAUUUCCACCCAAUGUGGGAACAAUCAAAGGCAGCUUUUUUGGGUCCAUUACUGAAAAGAUCAAGUGUAUUAAGGUACCACCAGUUGUGUAUUGUAAUGUUAAUACCUCUACAUGGUCACAAGCAGUUAACAAGCCACCUGCUCAGAAAAGGCACCGCAAAGAUAUGAAAAAGGAAAUCUGUUGUACAAGAGUUUUAGGCAAAUGUAUAGUUUUAUGCAAAUCAUGCCAGUGUUUUAAGAUCCAUCCACACAUUUUACCACUAUUAACUGUGAGUUAUUUAUUGCAGCUUCAUUUGGGGCAGUUUGUGCUAUGUAGGUGUUUUAGUCUUUGGUCUUUACCAUGUAAUGUUCUUAUUGUACUACAAGAUGCAAUGUAACCUUAUCUAUUUGGAAGUGCUUGUUAGUGAUAAGAGACCAAAGUCUAUCAGUGUAUUGUAUUUGAAUGUAUGUUGCUUUUAUUGGCUUGUUUUAAUUUUCAAGUUUUGCAAUUUGUCACAUUAUUUAUUUUGACUGUUUUUGCUUUUUUACCUCAUGUAGCCAUUUUUAGUAUCUUGUACUAUAAGGUUGUAAAGAGAUGGUUUAUGUACAGGAUUGUAUGGAAGUUUAACAGAGAAAUAAAUAUGAAGGAAAUUAAUGCCAAGUUAUAGAGAUGCUACAGAUGCAAUAGAGUAGCUCUGUGCCAGAAGGUACACGUGUACGAUAUAACAUUGAAUAAAGAGAUUAAGCUGA
Branchiostoma floridae (Florida lancelet) is the source of this 26948-nucleotide messenger RNA. RefSeq names its product nesprin-1-like. Gene Ontology annotation, biological process: nuclear migration. NCBI's taxonomy places the organism in Eukaryota, Metazoa, Chordata, Leptocardii, Amphioxiformes, Branchiostomatidae. Gene Ontology annotation, molecular function: actin filament binding. The record is from RefSeq and is a predicted model, not a curated record. Gene Ontology annotation, cellular component: nuclear outer membrane; cytoplasm; meiotic nuclear membrane microtubule tethering complex.